AUGCAAACAACUGGACAACAUGCCAAGAAGAGUGGGAAUGAUGGGUUUAUGCAGUCAUUAGAGCAGAGUUUGACUGCUGCUACAAGAUUGUUGAAUCGCACUAGUAGACGCAGUCUGCAUGUAUCGGAAACUAUAGCCAACCAUCGUGAUAAGAGCAUAAUCACUCCGCCAUCAAUAAACAUCCCAGUUACUAUAGAUGAAUUACUGCCAGAAUCCAAUGCUAUUACCACAGCUUCAGUAGAUGCAUCGAUACCCUCAGUUGUUCAGAUGUCCACACCUGCAGAUUUAUUACAGACCACACUGAACCGAUUUAGAGAAUCUGCUGUUAUUCCUACCAAUUCAACAUCGCAUCAUCAUGAAACAUCUUUAUCCAGUGCUACAUCUCAAAUGCGAGAAUCUAUCAAAACUUCAACUCCAAAAAGCAAAAUAUCUAUCGACUCAUCGACUCACUCCAAAGCAAGUGUCAUUCAAGAUACAUCUCUAAAUAUAGAUUCUCCUGUUUACCAGCGUCGUCGUGUGCUGUCAUCCAAACAAAACAAUCCACUCGCAUCACAAAAACAAUCUAGUUCAAAAUCGGACACUGUUUCAAUUGAACGGGCUGAAAUGCAACUAUCAGAUCUGGAGCGUUUGCAAGAUCGAAUGCAUACCAUUCAUAGCAAAAUUCUUCAUCAGCAACAGUCUCUUAUUCAAACCCAGUCAGAAAAUGUCCACAAACAAGCUAGUUUACAAAUGGGAUAUAUGAAUACUUUGCAAGCGCGGCAGAGUCAGAGUCAGUUUAAUCAAAUGAGGCAAAUGAGAAAACUUUACACACAAGAGGCUGCUGCGUGGAUUGAAGAAGGAGAGGUGGCUGCUGAAAGGAUCGAGCAGUUGGAUCGUGCUAGAGCUAAACGGGAACAAAAAAUAUCAAUCAAGCCAAUAGACUCAUUGCCCUCAGCUGAUAUUCACUCCAAUAGAUCUUUUGUAAAUGAAGCGCAUGUAUUGGAUGCAAAAAAUAAGAUGCGCGGGUCCACAACGACUGUAACUCCUACACAUUCUCUUCAAGAUACAUCAGAUUUACAAAAACAAUCGCAAAAUACUAGUGCAGGUAUUGCGGAUCAAUUUGAAUCAAUUCCUUCAGAGCUUAAAGUGCAGUUGGAUACACUUCAUUCAGAGUUUAAUAGCGUUAUAAAAGCAGUCAACGUGCUACGCGAAGCAAUUACAUCUCAAAAAACCCAUUCUAAGGAACCAUACACGCAAGAAUCAGUUAAUGUAGAUACUAGAACAGCUGAUCAAAACAUAAUCACAUCGGAUAGUUUACAAGAUAUCAAGAAACUGCUACAGAUAUCGCCGCUGGAUGCAAUUCUGGCUGCUCGUCAAUCUGAUCGUCGUGAUUUGGAGUUGCGACAUCAAAAAAGAAACAUGGGUGCUUCUUUAGUUGUUAAUCAUAGUAGUACAGCAAAAAAUGGCGAAGUGGCUUCAAAUCAGUCACAACCGACUUUUUUAUCCACUGCAGAAACUCCAUUUCAAACAAAGGAGCGGUUCAACUACGCACAGGUCCACCAGCGCGUAGCCGAACUUGGAUUGAAACGAGAUGCGCUUUUGAAUGACUACCGUAAUGAUACUACUACUCCAGAUUACUUUCAAAACUCCAUCUCCAUGUUAGAAUCACAAUGGCUUAAAAAAAGUCAAUCAGAUGGAUUAUCAUCAACUCGGCUUAAUACUUUUGAUGAUGCUCAUGUCAAAGCGCAGGUGGAUAAAGCAAUUAGUCAAGUAGUAUUCAAACAAAAGUUUGAUGAAAUGCGCGGGCACAAACCCACAUUAUCAGUUCAUCCCAAGUCAGCAAUUCAAAGUAGAGUUGAGCCAAGUGCUGUUUUUAAAUCUACAAUUCAUUAUAGUGAGGACCUUGUACCAACCAGGAGUAGUCAGAAACGUGGGUCGUUAAAUACAAUAUCAGCAUUAGAAGAUCCAAACACAUUGCCCAUUCAGAAAAAUGCUACAUUCGUUCAAAAACAUUCAAUUCCUAAAUAUACAUUUAAAGAACCCAUGGCAAGUUUAAAUUUUCCUCAAUCAAAGCCAACCCCAAUAGUGCGUUCAUCAAAGCCCAUACACCAAUCAAAUAUGCCUUUACAAUCACGGCCUUUUGCUCAUCAGGAUCAGCUAGCGUCUGCGCUUGAGUAUCAGCAUCAAAUGACUCCUCCUCAGCCACAGCCAUAUCCAUCAACAGAACCAAGUCCAACUUCACCACUGCGCGCACUACAUUCUCAAAGAAUUGGUCAAUCUUCGCCAAGACCACCCAACUUUUACAACGUCAGACUUUCUAACGCACCCGUGUUUCUCAGACGUACUUCUAUUCGACCACCAAGUUUGUUGUUUCUGGAUCACACUGCAAAGAAACUGGACAAAGUGAAAGAUGCUUUACCACGUCAAAACUCCAGUCCAACUCGCACAAAAUCUAAUCAAUCACCCAUUGCUUUGCAGCAUAAGACUUUGGCAACAAUGACGGAUCCACAAUGUGUAGAUACACCAACCCAAACAUAUCCUAUUCCACCACAAGAACCAUAUAAUCCUAUCGAGUCUAUACGUAUAUUGAAUGAUUCUGUUAUUCAAGCGACUGUGAUGCAUGAUAAGAGCCAGGAAACAAUGCCAAUAAUGGUUAGCUUAGGAACUCAAGUCAGUCCGUCUGUUUCUAUACAUACCCAUCCUACUAAAAAUCUGAAUAUCACUACUCGUACCGUUCCUGCGUCUACAAAAUCUACUGGUGUGCAACAUUCUAGUCCUGAUUGUAAUGUAUCAGUUCAAUAUAGCACUCCAGACGAAAGCAGUAGCGAAUCGUGGAUAAAUACCGUUUCUGUAUCUCGGCCAUUGGUACCUGCACAACAAAAAAGAGCACGACAGUCUAAAUCUCGGGAUGACUUUUUACUCCAGCAGAAUACGCUAAAAUUGAUCAACAAGGAUUAUAAUGACGAUCAGCUGGAACGACGUAUCGCAGAAUGGAUCCAAAACGAGGUUUUGUUAAAGAUGCUAGUCAAACCUACUUUGAAUGCAUCUUCCAUAAAGUCUGUUGAGCCUGUUGUUGAAGCGCAAGUUCAAACUGAGCCAUUUGUUGCCACACCUAUACCUGAGCAAGUAGAGAAGCUACAGUCACCUCAGCUUACCAAACACUUUUCACAAAUCACUCAAACCGAGUGUUUACAGAUAAAUUCAUCCGAUUCACCCGAUUCAGUCGUUGUAAUAGAUGCUGCAGCAGAGUCUUUGCAUUCUGACAGUUUAAUCCCAAAAUACCAAUUUAAAGCCGUGGAUAUUCAAAAUUAUAUAGAAGAUUUGAUUACAAAAAUUACAGAACUUGAACUCUCCACUAUAACCAUACAGGCAAUCCAAGAAACCAAUCAAGAGAUGGCAGAGGAGGCUUUAUGGCUUGAUGCACAGGAAGCACGAAAACAAGAGUUGGCUGAAAUGGAACGAAAAUGCGAACAGGCGAAAUUGGAACGAGAAAAACUAAUGCAAGAGAUGGAACGGCUCAAAACUGAUAUAACAUUAAAGCGAGAAAGAGCUGAAUUGGACGAGAUUGAGCGGAUAGAGCGAGUAAGUGCUGAAAAAAUCGCACGGGAGGCAGAAACUGAACGUAAUAGGGUAAAGACCAUUGCCAAUAAUGCUGAAGAACAGGCAAUGCGAUUGGAAAGUGAAUGGCGUCGUCAAAUGGAAGCCGACAUGUUAAAACGGAUCGAUGCUGAACAUAAAAUUUCUGCAAACCAGUUGGCAGAGGACCAAGAUUUGCGUGACAGACUGAAGCGAAUAGAAGAGUCAUUGAUGCAAAACAACAUUGAAAAACCAGCACAGUUACCUAUAGUUGGCGAUGCAUGCACUUUAGAGUCGGCUGUGAUGGAUUCAUCCACCUCUGAUACAGAUACACGCGAACCAAUAAUAAGCGCCGACUCGUCUGGAUCAGUUGUACAGUCGCAGGCACAUUCACAGAAUAGUUCUCAUUCUUGCGCUGACACGUCUGCGCCAAUAGUUUCUACAACUGAGACAACAUCAAUAGGGUUUAGUGUUUUGUCAACAAAUCCUUCUGAAGGGGAGAUAAUGACUGGAGUUUUCAGUGAGGGUGAAGUGGUUGGAAACUUGACUAGACAAGCCAUCAACUUGAUUGUUCAUCAAGAUCAGCAAGGCAAUUUACCUUCUGACUUGGACAGCACGUCCUAUGGCGGAAUGAAAUCUGAAAUUCAAGAUAUACCGACUACUACAGCAAAUCAAAUCAAAUCAACCGAGCCGAAUCAAACAAUUCAGUUUGAUUUACCAGAUUCAGAUUCGAAUUUACUUGCAAAUUCGUCGUCUAAUCAUACUACCUCGAGUGGUCAAGUAGCAUCUCCUGGAGAAAUAUCUGUUCUUGAAACUCCUGAAAUCACUUUGUCAAGAUCAAGUCCAACGGAACUGUCGUUAAAACAUCCGAGUAGUGUAGCAGCUACACGUUUUGUUGAUAAACCAGUAUUACUUUCCAAUCCAGCCAUUGAUAGACCAGACACUCAAUCAAGUCAAUCAGGUAGUUCUUUGGAUUAUUUAACUCAACAGAAGCCUCAAGUCCCGAAUUCAUUGCAAGCACAUGAUUCAAAUUUACCCCAGUCAUCAUUCAAUGAUUCAACACCCACAAGUUCACUUACAGAGAUACUUUAUGUGCCAAGCAAUCCUGUUCAACUUUUGAACGAGUCUCGACAGCAUUCAGUGUUUCCACCAACAGUGAACGUGCCUAUUUCAGUAGAUACUGCCAACUUAUCCAGCGCGAGUUUGUCCGUGGAUAAUAAACUUGACAUGACAUAUGAUCAACAAACAACGGUUGGACAAGUUACGAUGAUGGAGACUGGCUCAAUUGAUGAAAUAUACCGCCCUUCCAUUUCUACCACAACACACCAGCAGAUUUCAUCAAUUCUUGUCAACACAAAGCCCAAAAGUGAUGGCACUGAUAUGGCCAACCACGAUCAGCUUGGUACCAAUUCCAUAUCACCUAAUGAACCACUAGAGAGCAUGAAUGAAAGUAGUGUCAUAGAUCCACAUCAGUCAAGUCAAUCGGAAUCUCAGUCUCAUUUGCCACUGCCGACACGAUUGAUAACAAAUGACGAAAGUAUAUUUUCUACAAAUCAGUCAACAUCGUCAUUCAGCAGACGUACCCAGCAACACCUUCUUCCUGACCCAUUUGAAGUUAUGAGUGGGUUUGAUUCAGAGAAUUCUAAUAGAGAUACUGAGCAAGAACUAUACCAGUUUAGUGAAACAACUCCUUUUAAAACAAGUAGAUCUCGGCUACCGAUAUCUACCAAAGAUUCGACUACUGGAUCACCACCAGAUUCUCACUCGCACUCCAACACUCAUGAAGAUCUAUCAGUCACGUUUGAACGAAUAUCUGCGAUUGAAACGGGUCACGAAGCUGUAGAUGCGUAUGGUAUACAUGAAGAUAGUUCCGAGUCGCUCAAUCUGUCUUGA
This is a messenger RNA of Batrachochytrium dendrobatidis JAM81, 5448 nucleotides long. RefSeq lists its product as uncharacterized. The record is from RefSeq and is a predicted model, not a curated record. Bases 1 to 5448 code for a protein of 1815 amino acids. The transcript is spliced from 5 exons. NCBI's taxonomy places the organism in Eukaryota, Fungi, Chytridiomycota, Chytridiomycetes, Rhizophydiales.